AUGCAAUUGCAAUUGCAAGAUUCGUUCAUCAAGAUUUUGAGACAAUUGGCGCCCACAUGGGUUCUAAGUUCUAACAACAUGUCGUUGGAAAAUUGGGUCAACCAACUCAUUUUGGGAAUUAAGAAUUUUUUCAAAUCAAAAACUAGUAACGGGGAUGAGAAUACAUUGACUUACAGAUUGUCUUUAUUUUUACCGGUUGCAUCCUCUUCUCGACCUCGCAGUCGAUCUGUUGUAGAUUCCGGCUCUGCGUAUUUGCUGAUCAUUGAGCUUUUGUUUCGUGGCAACUACAUAGUAUUAAUCCAAACGACGUUUUUCCUCAUUCAAGAAGCAACGGAUUCAUGA
Molecule: messenger RNA, 342 nt
Organism: Lactuca virosa
Lineage: Eukaryota; Viridiplantae; Streptophyta; Magnoliopsida; Asterales; Asteraceae
Source: the annotation of a GenBank genome assembly